Messenger RNA from Castor canadensis (American beaver), 2098 nucleotides. It is a transcript of the gene Pip4p2, whose product is annotated as phosphatidylinositol-4,5-bisphosphate 4-phosphatase 2. Gene Ontology annotation, molecular function: phosphatidylinositol-4,5-bisphosphate 4-phosphatase activity. Gene Ontology annotation, biological process: phosphatidylinositol dephosphorylation. Gene Ontology annotation, cellular component: late endosome membrane; lysosomal membrane; phagocytic vesicle membrane. The record is from RefSeq and is a predicted model, not a curated record. Lineage: Eukaryota; Metazoa; Chordata; Mammalia; Rodentia; Castoridae.
AUGAAGUGUACACAUGUAGAGACCAGCCACAGUAAUUUCUUGGAGAGUUUGAUUUCCUGUAUCCUUGUAGCAGAACUCCCACCUCCAUAUACGGCCAUCGCCAGUCCAGAUGCCAGUGGUAUUCCAGUAAUCAACUGCCGUGUGUGCCAAUCACUAAUCAAUCUGGAUGGCAAGCUUCACCAGCAUGUGGUUAAGUGCACGGUUUGCAAUGAAGCUACGCCAAUCAAAAACCCCCCAACAGGGAAGAAAUAUGUUAGAUGCCCUUGUAAUUGUCUCCUCAUUUGUAAGGACACAUCUCGGCGAAUAGGAUGUCCGAGACCCAACUGUAGACGCAUAAUUAACCUUGGUCCAGUAAUGCUUAUCUCUGAAGAACAACCUGCUCAACCUGCAUUGCCAAUCCAACCUGAAGGUACAAGGGUCGUGUGUGGGCACUGUGGAAACACAUUCCUGUGGAUGGAACUGAGGUUCAACACUCUGGCAAAAUGCCCACACUGCAAAAAAAUCUCUUCCGUGGGUAGUGCACUUCCACGAAGACGCUGCUGUGCUUAUAUUACCAUUGGAAUGAUAUGUGUUUUCAUUGGAGUUGGAUUAACUGUUGGCACCCAAGAUUUUUCAAGGCGAUUUCAUGCAACCUAUGUUUCUUGGGCAAUUGCUUACCUCUUGGGUUUGAUCUGCCUUAUUCGAGCUUGUUACUGGGGAGCCAUAAGAGUUAGUUAUCCAGAACAAAGUUUUGCAUAAGCUUGUUUAUGAUUCAGUGAUGCAGGUGAGAGUGUCUAGCAGUUCUUGAAAAGCUAUUCUGGACAUAGUUAAAUCAUCCCAAAUGGAUUCCAUUCUGGUUUAUGUAUAAUAGUUUCAAGGCUUUGGGAGUCUUUCUGAACAAAUGCUCAUUGUAGUACAUUAUAUGCAAAUUGUUUUGCUGCUAGGUUUUCAAACUCAGAAUAUCAAAACUAUGUUUUUAUUUUAUUUCAUUUUCAUUGAUUAAAGAUAUUUUUGGAUUUGUCACCAAGCAUUGCAUAUAAUCUUUUCAUUAUGUUGAAGUCAGUUAUUCAUUACUUGAUCUGCAACUACUCCCAAGAAGUGUUUAUGUUUCUACAAUAGCUUCACAUUUAUACUUAUGUUUUAAUUAAACAACAUCAAAAUUGCUUGCUUUAAAAACUAAGCAAUAUACAUUUUGCUUGAACUGCUUACAGUAAUUUUAACCUAAGAUUAUAGAGACCUUAUUCAGGAAAAAAUAUUUGAGUGUACUUUCAAAACUUGACAUUCUUGUCAGAGAAACAUUUCUAGAUAUUGUAUGCUUGUUUUUUGUUGUUUCUAGAAAGAUAAAAUAUUUUGGUAGUAAUUUAAAAUACGAGAAUGAAAAUAUUUAUUUGUCCACAGUUGGAAAUGUUGGGUAAAUGUCUUUUCUCAAAGAUCACAGGACUUUUUGCCUUUCAUUUUUGUCUUUUUAUUUCUGGAUUCAUGGAAUUUAAUGUUAAUCAGUUGUAUGUAUCCCUUUACAGAGACUAGAGGAAAUAUUUCACAUAAAAUGUUUUAUAACACUUAACCAUUUAAUCAAAGAUAUAUUUACUUUGCAUUGUUCUUUUUACUAGGUGUGGCACAUUUUUCUUAAUGGGAUAAUUUGCACCACUUAUGUGAAGGGAGCCUAUGACAUUUUGCACUAGCUAAAAUUUAAAAUUAGAGUUACUCUUACCAUUCUUCUCAAAUAUGACUGGUCAGCUAAUUACUCAAUUUGUUCAAGAAAAUGGAUCAGAAAUGAGCAGCAUAGUUUUCUAAGAAUUCAUUAAGAUUUACGGAAUCAGCUCUUGCACUGCCCAUUUUUUUGAGUUUUGAAAAAAGUAAUUGAGAAGUUAAGUUCUAAAGUCUUUCAUGUAGUAGAAUUAGAUAAUGAGAUUAUCUGAGUAAAUUAAUUGGUGAUUUCAGAGAUAAGACUAAUAUUUUAAAUUAUUUAUGUUCCUGAUUAAUAUGAAAAUGUACUCACUGGAGAGUUUGGAGUAAAAUACAUGUAGACUUCAUAGAAUAAAUGAUAAAUGUAUAAAUGCAGUAGCUCAGGAUUCUAUGUACCUUGGAAAGUACACUAAUAAAGAUUAUUGUUCAAAAA